Messenger RNA from Epinephelus fuscoguttatus (brown-marbled grouper), 915 nucleotides. It is a transcript of the gene ved, whose product is annotated as ventrally expressed dharma/bozozok antagonist. Gene Ontology annotation, biological process: neuron projection morphogenesis; central nervous system development; spinal cord motor neuron cell fate specification. Gene Ontology annotation, cellular component: nucleus. Gene Ontology annotation, molecular function: sequence-specific double-stranded DNA binding. The transcript has 3 exons. The record is from RefSeq and is a predicted model, not a curated record. The coding region runs from base 1 to 864 and encodes 287 amino acids. NCBI's taxonomy places the organism in Eukaryota, Metazoa, Chordata, Actinopteri, Perciformes, Serranidae.
AUGAGAGGACACUUCUCCAUCGAGUGGAUGGCUCAGAGCAGCCAGCAGCCUGCAGGGACAGAGACGGUCUCGGCCUCUGGACCUGGACCUGCUGCCUGUGGGACUCAUUCAGAGAGUCUGCCGGGUUUUUACUGCAGACAGAAGUCUGAGAAUGUACCAGAGCAGCAAGAAGCCAGGAGCCAGGGCCUGGAUGGGUUCAGCCUGAGCUCCCUGCAGCACCAGACCUCUCACAGUAACCAAGGGACUGAGGCAGGUUUCAGCAGCGGGACGGAGGAGGAGACGUCCGGUUACGAGAGUGAAGGAGGUCACUCCUUCUCCCCUUCAGCCCCUGCUGACUGCACCUCCACCUCCCCUGCGUCCCCUCCAUCAGGGAGGAGGCCUCGCACGGCCUUCACGGCGGAGCAAAUCAGCAGCCUGGAGAAGGCCUUCAAGAGGAACGCUUACCUGGGAACACAGGACAAGGCGGAGCUCUGCAAGAGGCUCAACCUGUCUGACAAACAGAUCAGAAACUGGUUCCAGAACAGGCGGAUGAAGCUGAAGAGGACGGUGCAGGACGCCCUGGCUCACGCCUGCCAAGCAAACGUGGCCUCUCAGUUCAUGCAUUACCCCGAGCUGCAAGGCUACAGGCCGGGGCCCUACCCCAGGUACCACUCAGCAGCAGCAGCAGCAGCAGCAGCACAGGACGGUCCGGCCGCUGCCUCCUACAUCCACCCACACAGCCUGCAGUACAGCUCCCCUCUGCCCAGCGUCCCCUCACUGCCCCUGGACUCCUUCUACCAGUACAGCAGCCUCCCAGGAGUCAUGCUGCCCUCCACCUCCUCUCCACUCAUGGCCUCCUACCCAACGUACCCUCAGUACUACUGAUCCUGGACAUGUGUUUACCCAACGUACCCUCAGUACUACUGAUCCUGGACA